Neurospora tetrasperma FGSC 2508 is the source of this 3787-nucleotide messenger RNA. RefSeq lists its product as uncharacterized. Gene Ontology annotation, molecular function: oxidoreductase activity. Gene Ontology annotation, biological process: carnitine biosynthetic process. Gene Ontology annotation, cellular component: mitochondrion. The transcript is spliced from 5 exons. The record is from RefSeq and is a predicted model, not a curated record. The coding region runs from base 1 to 3645 and encodes 1214 amino acids. Lineage: Eukaryota; Fungi; Ascomycota; Sordariomycetes; Sordariales; Sordariaceae.
AUGGGGUUCCUCGCCACUCUCAUCGACCGUGGCAUUUCCCACAUCGACGGAGCAGCGGCCGGACCAGGACCUAAGUAUAGCCCAGACAGCUACUGCGGCCGCCGCCUCGCCGGGCUCGAAACAGGGCCAAUUCCCAACCGAGGCCCCGAGACCUCGGCUGGGCUUUGGAUCCUCGUCUCCUUCUCUACUACCUUCCUCGCUGCGAGGUUAUACCUCAAGAUGUACCGACUGAAGGGGUUAUGGUGGGAUGAUUACUUUCUUGUUCUUGCUUGGCUCACGCACACCCUCUCCGCCACCCUCGCCCAAGUCUCCAUCUCCCUCUUCGGCCUCGGCCACUACCCCUGCGACAUCCCCUCCCCAGCUACCUCCAUCCCGCGUCUGACCCUCGUAGGUGACCACUUCGGCGCCAUGUUCUCCAUGUUCGCCGUCGCUCUCUCCAAGACUUCCUGGGCCGUCACUUUACUUCGACUUGUCCGCCGGGGAUCUAGUACUUCCUCCUCCUCCUGCUGCACCACGCCCUCUUCUUCUUCCCCGGGACAACACCAGCGCCAAUACGCAGUCUGGAUCGUCUGGCUCGUCAUCAUCACCAUCUGUCUCAUCAAGGGCGCUCAGGGGGUCUUGGUUUGGAUACCCAAAUGCGGAUCACCGCAGGCUGCAGCAUUGGGGGAUUCGAAUGAUGAUGUGUCACAUGUGUGUGUGAAGAUCGAACCGCUGAACGGGUUCGCGACGUUUGCAGGGAGUGUCAGUGGGACAUAUGCUAUUUUGCUGGCGGUGGUCCCGUGGAAGACGAUUUGGGGCACGAAUUUGGGCAAGAGGGAGAAGGUGGGAGUGGCGACGACGAUGAGCGUGGGGGCGGUGAGUGGGGUGGCGGCUUUUGUGCUGGCGGUGAAGAUGAGGAGGAUUACGAGUGAGAAUUUUACUUACGACUCUGGCGCCAUCAUAGUGUGGUCUACCGCCGAGGCGAGCACGACCAUUAUGGCUGCUUGCAUCCCCGUCCACCGCGCCUUCUGCCGCCAACUUCGCAAGAAGCUGCUGGCGCAGCACCGCUUGCAUAGCAGCAAGCCACACUCAACGCCUCCGUCGACAGGCAAGAAUGGUGUCGGGGGUAGUACGACUUUAACCACCUUGAACAGUGGCAGCUUUCAUUCCGUCCCCGACAAGCUUUCCCAACAUGGUCGCACGGGAAGUGAUUGCUUGUCGUUGUCUUCAGGUGGUGGAGGGUGUCAUGCCCCGACUGAUGACAGCGCAAGCGACAAGGCCAUCUUGCAGGUUCAUGACAUUGAGAGUUGCGAUAUAAGCGGGAGUGAGGUGGCUACCUCGAGGAAUAGCGGAAGAAUCUUGAUGACGCAGGAGGUCAAGGUGGAAUACCAUCAUCAUCCUGAGAUUUUGCAUGAGAGGGAUGUGUUGGAUGAGAGGGCGCAGUCACAACACGUGUAUGCCGCUACUCAGUUGUGCGCCAACGCCAAGCUCCCGCUUGUACCCCGCAUGAAGCUUGGAGUGGAGCUCAUCCUUGGAGCCGCUCCUCUUGCGCGCGGCCGGUUCGCCGUCACGCCAUCAACCAAGGCGAUCCGCACUUUAUCCUGCUCAUCAGCAGCUCGCGCCGACGAUGCUACUACCCCUUCUCCCGCCGCCGGUGACAGUACCGCACCCACCGAGCCGGCCCAGCCCAAGCUACUUUUCCGUAAGAUCUAUAAAAAGCAAAGGACAGCGGACCAGAAAGCCGACAAGAAAGGCGACAAUGGAUCCGACAUGAAAGCCGACAAGGAAGCCGGCAUGAAAGUCAACGAAGAAACGGACAAAUUGGCAGAAGCCCAGAGGGAAUUCGAUAUACAACUCAGCCGGUUACGAAACGACCUCGCUCAGCUAAAGAAAUCCAACAACAAGUUGCGAAAAGACAAGGGGGCCUUACGGCUAGACAUUGUCAAUAUGAAGAAAGCCUUCAAAGGGGUGCCUCCUACGGCAGCAGUGCAGAGGGACGGGCAAUUGCUAGAAUUAUACAACAAGAUCGCCAAAGAAGCACGCGAAUUCAAGGCCGGCACUCCCCAGUCUGUCGAGGUGGUCGAUGGUCAGCAGCAGCUCGUCAUCACCUUCGCCCAGCCCGACGGCACCACCAAGCAAGUGGCCAUGUCCCUCCACUGGCUGCGCGACACCUGCAAGUGCCCGCACUGCAUGAACCCCGACUCCGGCCAGAAGAACUUCUCCAGCACCUCUCUGCCCGAGACCCUCGAGGUCCAAAGCGCCGAGGUCAACGCCGCCGACGGCUCCAUCACCAUCGCCUGGGCCAACGACACCGUCAGCACCAACGCCACGCCCGAGGCCACCACGCACACCUCGACCUACGACGCCUCCGAUAUUUUCACCUGGCAGCUCCCGUACGACCUCGCCGGCAACCUGCUCCCCGUCGAGCGCACGCUCUGGGACCGCUCCAAGCUGCAAGCCCACAUCGACUCCGGCGACCUGCGCGUCUCGUACAACGACUGGCUGACCUCCGACGCCGCCUUCUGGAAAGCUUUUGAGUCUCUCGCCCGCUUCGGCAUUCUCUUCGUGCACUCGAUCCCGUCCGACCGAGCCCUCGUCGAAUCCCAAGUCGAAAAGAUCGCCAACCGCAUCGGCAUCCUCAUGCACACCUUCUACGGCUUCACCUGGGACGUGCGCUCCAAGCCUCGCGCCGAGAACGUGGCCUACACCAACGUCUUCCUAGGCCUGCAUCAAGACCUGAUGUACAUCGACCCUCCUCCCCGCCUGCAGCUCCUGCACUGCAUCUCCAACUCCUUCCAGGGAGGCGAGUCCCUCUUCAGCGACGGCGCGCGCGCCGCCUACUCCCUGGAACUCAACAACCCAUUAGCCUUCGACCAGCUGCGCGGCAACCGCUCGCCGCAGUUCCACUACCACCGCAACGGCAACGACUACCAUAUGGGCCGCAACACGUUCCGGUACGCCGGGCGGACGGGCGAAGGCAAGGGGUUUCUGAGCCGGAUCCACUGGGCGCCGCCGUUCCAGGCGCCAUUUAGCCGGCAGACGGGCGCCACGGCGACGAACGUGCUCGGCAACCGCGUCAUUCAAGACGGUGGCGGCGGUGCUUAUGCCGAGAACGAGCAUGCGGUGGUGGUGGAGGAAAAGGGCAAGAACAUGACCAAGUGGGUGCCGGCGGCCAAGGAGUUUGAGCGCGAGAUUAGCGCGGAGGAGAACAUGUUUGAGCUCAAGAUGAAGGAGGGCGAGUGUGUGAUUUUCGAUAACUGGCGAGUGUUGCAUGGGCGCAGGGAGUUCCAGACGGAAGGACAGGCGGAGGGCGCCGAGAGGUGGCUCAAGGGCACGUAUAUCAGUCAUCAGGUGUACAAGGCCAUGGAGGAUAAGUUGCAGUGGAGGUUGGCGCAGAAGGAAGGGGGGAUUCCUUUGGCUAUUGGCGUGGCGGAGGCGCAUGGGUUGGGCUGGAAGGAGAGGGGACAGUUGCCCAAGAAGGAGGCUCCUAAGCAGGAGACUACUGCUCCUGUGCAGCCAAAGGAGGAGGCAUUCAAGGUCGAGGAGGCACCCAAGGUCGAAGAGGUUUCCAAGGUCGAGGAGGCCGUGAAGCCCGAGGAGGCUCAGAAUGAGGGUCCUUCGCGCCAGCCUAAGGAGCAAUUGGGCACGGUGAACUGGAACGCAUAAAGCCGGGCGAGAAGAUGUGCCGAUCGGAAGCUGUAUGAUGUGUAAUGACCUCUUGGGAGCGAGGGAGCGACGCGUUUGUAGACUCGUAUAUAAUACGAGGUUUGAUACCAAAUCCAAGAACACGAAGAACUCUGGAAUCUUG